Molecule: messenger RNA, 1092 nt
Organism: Amphimedon queenslandica
Lineage: Eukaryota; Metazoa; Porifera; Demospongiae; Haplosclerida; Niphatidae
Exons: 2
Source: RefSeq, a predicted model, not a curated record
UUUGGUAUUUUGGCUCUGAUGCUUCACUCGAAAUUAAAAUACCAAUUCGAUGGUUUGCAUUUGAGCUGUCUUUGCCCGAGCAGAGUAUUGUAUCAGUUAAGGAAGCUUUAUGCAUUGGAGAAAGAUACGGGAUGAAUGAGGAAGAUACUAAACAAGCUUUGAAAUAUUUCCAUGAUGUGAGUCUCAUGUUAUAUUAUCCAGAAGUUACAAAUGUUGUAUUUAUCGAUUCUAAACCAAUCCUCGAGAUUCUCUCACAGUUAUUAGCUCUCGCGUAUGUCACUAAAAUUGAUGCCCUAGAAUUAAUCAUAGACAGACCUCUUCCUCUAAAAAUUAAAAAAAAUUUCAAGGAAGGAUUUUUCAAUGAAGAUAUUUUUGAGCGUUUGAAGGCAAAGUCUGUCAUAUUUUCCUUGCCAGAGUUCCAGUUGUGUGACCUAAUCAGACUCCUCCUUCAUCUUAAUAUCAUCACAAAACUAGAAGAUGAACCAAAGGGACACUACUUCAUUCCUUAUGCUCUUCCUUCAUACAAUGAACCAGUUUCAAUAAAGGAGACUAAUGCUAAGCCACUUCUCAUAGUCUGGAGGGAAGAGAAAAGUGAAGAGAUUUUACCAGUUCCUACAGGAUUGUUCCCUUUAACCAUCAUACACUUACUCAACCAGAAAGAAUACGUUACUAAAAUCUCUCCGUUGACAUCAGCAAGUUACAAAUUUCGAAAUGCCAUGUCCCUUAAGAUAACCUUCACACAAAAGCACACACUUCACCUCAUCAACUGUUACACUCAUAUUGAAGUGUACUUUACUGGUCCUACCCAGCACUGUCCAUUAGUACGUAAGCUACUCACAACAGCUGUUGAUAAUAGCAGUGAUGUCAUGCACCUCAAGCAUAAUCACGUCAAUGCAUUUGCUUGCCCUAACAACGAGAGCUGCUAUUGCAUUGUAAAUGAAGAUCAUCAUAAGGUAGCUGAUUGUACAGUUUGUGGUGAAUCUCCUGCUCUUAGCAAUGACUACUGGACCUGGUUUGAUGAUGCACAAGGACCUAAUGAGAGUAACAAUGGAACACAAAUAGAACAAGAUAAUGAUCAGCCAUCAGAUGAAA